Magnolia sinica is the source of this 2450-nucleotide messenger RNA. Its product is annotated as probable LRR receptor-like serine/threonine-protein kinase At1g05700. Gene Ontology annotation, molecular function: protein binding. NCBI's taxonomy places the organism in Eukaryota, Viridiplantae, Streptophyta, Magnoliopsida, Magnoliales, Magnoliaceae. The record is from RefSeq and is a predicted model, not a curated record. The transcript is spliced from 11 exons. Bases 1 to 2238 code for a protein of 745 amino acids.
AUGACUCCUCAUCAGAGUUGGUUCACCGGUUACGGAGAGCGCGAUGGUGGCCAAGUAUUUAUGGAAAGUGCCUAUAAUGUGGUGGGUGUUGGAUUGGUGCACAUCAAGAUGUUUGAUGGCUUGGAGCGUACUUUUACCAAAAUAAGACACAUUCCUGAUAUGAGGAAGAGCUUGAUAUCUCUUGGAGUACUCGAGGCACUUGGGUGCAGAUUCACCAGUUGUGAUCGUGUCCUUAAAGUUUCAAAAGGGGCACUCAUGGAUGUGAAGAUUGCCUUUCUACAUGGAGAAUUAGAAGAGCAGAUCUACAUGAAACAACUAGAAGGCUUCAUAAUAAAAGGGGCAGAGAAGAAGGACUACGUCUUAUCUUUUGAAAAAUCAGGGGCCAAGUUAGUAGGGUAUAUGGAUUUUGAUUACACCGGCAGUGUGGAUACAAAAAGGUCGACUUCCGUCAUGACCAGCAUCGACUGUGGCGCGGCCGACUCCUACGUUGAUAGCAACUUCAUCGGAUGGGUCGGCGACAAUCUCUACAUAUCAAACGGUGAAAGCCGGGUGGUGCAGAACUCUGCCUCUGUCUCCCACGUCCUGAGCACUCUCAGAGUCUUCUCCACUCGUAAAAAGAACUGCUACUCCAUUCAAGUUGACAAAGGCAGCCAAAUCCUAGUCCGUGCAAUGUUUUAUUAUGGAAACUAUGAUAAGACAUCAUCCCCACCAUCCUUCGAUCUUCAAUUCGAUGGGAAUUACUGGGCCACCGUGACAACAUCAAUGGAUAGCACUGAAGUAUAUGAAGCGAUAUAUGCCGUUAAAGGCGACACCACGAGCGUGUGUGUAGCACAGACAAAACCUAAUCAGCUACCAUUUAUAUCAUCGCUUGAAGUGAGGAGCUUGGAUGCGAAUAUGUACAAUACGGUGACGGCCGACUACGCAUUGUUUCUAUUAAGUAGAUCUGCGUUCGGAGCAAAACAGACUGUGAGGUACUCAGACGAUUCGUAUGAUCGUAUUUGGACACCGGUCGCAGCAUCCGGCAGCUUAACCACAGUCACAAGCGAUGCAUCAUUCAUCAAUACAAACGUUGCAGAUAAUCCACCGAGCACUGUGCUACAGACUGCGUUGACAUCCGCAACCGUAUCUAAUUCGAUAGUUCUAACCGCUCCCAAUCUGAAAACUGAAGUCCCCGUUUACAUCAACGCAUACUUUUCAGAGGUGGCCCAGUUGGGCCCAAGUGAUAAACGCUCGAUCCAGGUAUUCAUCAACAACACUAGUAGCGGGGACCCAUUUGCUCCGCCUUAUGAAAGUACUCUAGAGUACACAUUUUACAACAUAACCGCCGAUGCGAACACGACGAUGACUCUAUCUGCGACCGCUGAUUCAACUCUUCCACCAAUCAUCAAUGCUCUGGAGAUCUUCAGUGUUAGCAAUGUACUCACCAGCGGUACCGAUAGCAAUGAUGUGCAAGCAUUGAGUUCUCUACAACAACAGUUUGAAAAGCUACAGGAGUGGAGUGGGGACCCAUGUCUUCCAGCCACAUUCAACUGGGAGUGGGUAGCUUGCAGCUCUCAUCCAAUACCCAGAAUCACAGCACUGUACCUAAAUGGGCUUCAGCUUAAUGGGGCCCUUCCAGAUUUUAGUGCCCUGGAUGCCGUUCAGACCAUAGACAUGCACAACAACAGCAUAAAUGGAGAAAUCCCUGGUUUUCUUGGAACACUUCCCAACCUAAAACAGCUGAACUUGGCAGGUAAUGAUUUUAUUGGUCCCAUACCAACAUCAAUAUCCAACAAUAACAAGAUAAAACUAGAUGUUUCUGGCAAUCCCAACUUGUGUGUUUCCGGCAAGAAAUGUGAAACAUCGAGUACUGGGACCGGCAUCAACACUUCUCCGGGUACCGGAACUACUAAGCUUUCCACAGGAAAGAAAAAGAAUAAAUUACCAGUGAUUCUUGGAUCUUCGAUUCCAUCUUUCUUGGUAUUCUGGGCUGUUGUGGGAUUUGUGGUGAUCACUCAAAAACGGAGAAAAGCUACAGGGCAAAUGGGUGGGCCAGGCAAACCUGGUGGACUGCCUGUGGCAAUGACAACAGGACCAGCCGCACAAGUGCAUGCUGUAAACGGUCAUUCCCCGGCAGCUCAACACCAAACGACAGCAGAUGAUAUCACGGUUGAUAUUGCCCAACAGAUGGGAUCAGAACUGGAUGAUCUAUUUCAGCAGCAAGCACAAGAAAAUGAGAAUGGCAAUAAUAAUAACUAGCCUCUCUCUCUCUCUCUCUCUCUCUCUCUCUCUCUCUCAUGUCCAAAACUCUAUGAUAAACGAUUUAGUGGCUUAAUUGCGGGUUUAUAUUCCAUGUAAGAUGGAUUAUCAACUUAAUCGUGUUAUCUUUCUUUUCUUUUUUUCUUUUGUUUUAAUUUCUAAAUCCAAUUGUUAUUAGAAUAAAAAAUUAUUCUUGGCUUGUAUUAAGUUUU